Callithrix jacchus (white-tufted-ear marmoset) is the source of this 6440-nucleotide messenger RNA. It is a transcript of the gene MCMDC2, whose product is annotated as minichromosome maintenance domain containing 2. The record is from RefSeq and is a predicted model, not a curated record. NCBI's taxonomy places the organism in Eukaryota, Metazoa, Chordata, Mammalia, Primates, Cebidae. Gene Ontology annotation, cellular component: nucleus. Gene Ontology annotation, biological process: double-strand break repair via break-induced replication. Gene Ontology annotation, molecular function: ATP binding; DNA binding; single-stranded DNA helicase activity.
GGGAGUCAGGGUGGGUACAAAUCACUACAGCGCUGGGGUCCCACUACGAGAGGUCGCCGCUGUGGGUGGGAGGGGUCCUCAGGGACUGGACUCGCUUUCGUCCGCUUUGGUUGUGAGGUGUUUUCCUGCCGUCUUCCCCUCACUAGUUCAUCCCUGGUGCUGACAGGGCAAGGAGAGAAGGCAGAAUCUGCUCCUUUUCCACGUGAAGCAACACUCGAUGUUCGUUAGACUGAGGGAAGACAGGGAAUUAGAAUUUUAUCCCUGUUCUCUCACCUAACGCUUUUCCACAGGCUUCUAUUUCUUUUCCCGACUUAAUCUACUUCCGUGAAAACGCGUGCACUUCCCAGGGCCCCCGCUUUACGCAGUGACACCUAGAUUUAGCUCUAGCUCUUUUGAUGCCACCGAACUCCAGGCCCUGAUUUAUGGCCCCUCCUGCUUAUAUCUAUCAGGGAGUCCCAAGAGCCCUUAAAGUCAGGAUAUCUAACGGGAACUUUUCCUUAUCAUUCCCUUAUGCUUCUCCUUGGGCUCCAUAUUUCCAUUAGAGCAGCAGCAUCCACCCACAGCCAUAUUAAAAACCGACUUAGGAUCGAGACCAUCCUGGUAAACAUGGUGCAACCCCGUCUCUAUUAAAAAUACAAAAAUUAGCUGGACAUGGUGGCGCGUGCCUGUAAUCCCAGCUCCUCAGGAGGCUGAGGCAGGAGAAUUGCCUGAAGCCAGGAGGCGGAGGUUGCAGGUUGCGGUGAGCGGAGAUCGCGCCAUUGCACUCCAGCCUGGGUAACAAGAGCGAAACUCCGUCUCAAAAGAAAAAAAAAAAACCCACUUAGCUUUCCAUUACUCUUCUCCGUGUUGUAGGCUGAUUACCAGGUCCAGUGUGCAAUCUUUAAGAUUCUAGAAUCGAUCUCUCCAUUCCAUUUCGUUCCUCAUGUCCUGGAUCAGGCCAUCCACCUUGUAAGAAUAUUGCAAUAGGUAGAAACUGAUCAUCAAUUCUCCCACUAUUCCAGCCUGCUUUCCACAUUGGCAGCAGGCACUGGUUUCUAAAAUAAAAAUCUCACUAAGGGCUAGGCGCAGUGGCUCAUAUCUGUAAUCCAGCACUUUGGGAGGACCGGACAGCUACCCGAGUUGGAGACCUGCCUGGGCAACAUAGUUUUCACAUCGUUUAUAUGAGUUUUGCCAUCUGUAGCUUUUACCAACAAUUGUGGUUUAAUCAGUUAGAAAUAGAGAAGAGUCAUUAACCAGGAGAAAAUGUCAAAUCUAAAAAUGAAAGAGGCGGCCCUCAUCUAUCUUGACAGAAGUGGAGGCCUCCAAAAGUUUAUAGAUGAUUGCAAGUACUACAAUGAUUCAAAACAAAGCUAUGCUGUCUAUCGAUUCAAAAUUUUAAUAAAUCCAUCUGAUGUUGUUGAAUUAGAUGCUGAGCUUGGAAAUCACAUUUUACACCAACCUUUAAAAGCUGCUGAAGUUUUUCAAUCAGUCUGUUUUAUUGCUGUUAAGACUCUCUCAUUAAUUGGACAAUUGCAGACUGAAACCCAAAUUAAUAUACUGCUGAAAUUAUCACAUUUACCUCCCCUGCCAAGUUAUGGUCUUGAUCUUUGUGAGUUUCCACUUGAUUAUACAUCUCAGAGAUUUUAUAUGAUGCAAGGAAUUGUGAUUGCAAUGACAACUGUAACCAAGUAUACACAAGGUGCAAGAUUCCUUUGUUCAGAUGAAGCAUGCCCUCUUUCAAAAGGAUUUCAGUAUAUAAGAGUACAUGUCCCUGGUGCUACAGAAUCUGCAACAAUAAGAAACGACUUUUUGUGUAAUCUGUGUGCAUCUUCCCUUCAAGAAGACAGAAAAUUUAGAGUACUUGGUGAUAAACAAAUAGUUGAAAUAAUUACCACAAAGGCACUUCAUGCUUUUCAAGGAUAUUCUAACAACCAGCCAUUUAGGUUUCAAUCUCUUACAGUUUUCCUAAGAGAUGAAUCAGUGAAUAAAAUGAAUAUGGGAAAUGAAUAUAGAAUUAUUGGAAUUCCAACCUGUGUAAAAACCUCACAAACUGCUGUCUGUAUAGAAGCAAAUAGCAUAACUUUUUGUGAUUCAAAAGUUCCUUCAGGAAUUAGUGACAACUUCAGGUGUCUUCUCUCCUUAACUUCAAGCUCAUGCUGGAAAUUUACAGCAAUACUUGCCAAUAUCUUUGCAUCACAAAUUACUCCUCCUGGGACUUACAAUUUGCUCAAGCUCUGUUUGUUGAUGAGUCUGGUACAGAUAACUGACCGUAACAAGGAACUGGAGGAUUGUCUGGAUAUUUUAAUAAUAACAAGUGAUACUCUACUUGCAGACAGGCUUUUGAAUUUUAGCAUUAACCUUGUUCCUCGUGGUAUACGUCAUCCAGUCUCUACUGAAAUUUUUCCCACUUUAUCCAGGAAUAAGUAUGGAACUGGAGCAGUUAGCAUUCAAGCUGGCAGUGCUUUGCUAGCUAAAGGUGGUAUCUGCUUUAUAGGAGACUUGGCUUCACACAAAAAAGAUAAACUUGAACAGCUUCAAUCAGUUCUGGAGAGCAGAAGCAUCACAGUGUACAUCCCAGGAAAGAAGUUUGGGGAGGAUAUUGAUCAACAGAUGACUUUUCCAGUUCAGUGCAGUUUUUGGUCUUUUGUUGAUAUGGAUUCAUCUUCAAGGAGAAAUGCACAGAAAAUCAACACUCUAAUUGGUCAGAUGGAUUGCAGUUUGAUUCCUGCUAACCUUAUGGAGGCAUUUGGUUUAUUGAUUAACUGCAAUGAGUCAUCUCCCUGCCACCCAUUUCUUCCUACUGUGCAGCAUACUUUGAAGAAAGGCAUUAAUCCUGAAGGGCUGCUUUAUGUGGCUUCUAGACAGUUUACAACUGAAGAUUUUGAAAAGCUACUGGCUUUUGCAAAGAAUUUGAAUGUAGAAUUCAGCUUGGAAGCAGAAAGAAUGAUUCAUGGCUAUUAUCUAGCAAGUCGCAGAAUCAGAACUGACUCUAUAUGUGGAUCAAAACUGUCAGCAUCUGCAUUAAAGUAUCUCGUUUCCCUAUCUGAAGCCCAUGCACGACUGAACUUAAGGAACGAAGUGCGUAAAGAAGAUGUGCUGAUUGCAGCCUUACUAUUUGAAACAUCUCUCACAUUGAAAUAUGGGGCCACUGUAUUUUGUGUUGCUCCGAAUGCAGUAUUUCCAUUUGAACUGUAUAAUGAAGAAUACUUAGAGCAAAGGGAUCUCUAUCUGACUCAGUGCCAACAACAGCUGGAACAGUUUAUUGCCACAUAUGGACCUGGGACGACUAUUUUCUCUAGUGAUGAAUAAGUAAUUUGAGGAAUUUUUGUUCUUUCCUACCUAAGCAGUGGAGAAAAAGUGUGAGUAUUUUGAGAGUGACUUUGAAUUAAUGCUUCCAUUAAUACUGUGUACAGGAAUAUAUUACAAUACUAUUUUUAAAAAUGCAAAAUAUAGUCCCCUCAAAACUGCUAGCAGGAUAAAUACUAAUCCAAACCUCUAAAACCAAAAGAAUUUUAAAACUUAGAAUAAUUUGAAAUGAUAAAGUUGUCAAGAAUACUAUAAAGAAAAACCUUGUGGUUAGCCCAGAAUACCAGUGAACAGAUAAAAAUGUAAAGAAUGUUGCAAUGUAAGCAAUAUGAAAAAUGGCAACCUUUAUGUUAGUUCAUUCUAUUGUCACAAGACGGCAAUCUCUUUACCUACAAAUUAUUUAAAAAUUUUUUUUCCAUUUGUGAACUUGCUAAACUGAUGAGUAAAAACUUUAUACGUGAAGAUUUAAAUGUAAGGCCUUUUCAUACUUUAUUAUUGACAUGUCCAUUACAUACCACUGUUUUAGAAGCCCUAAAUAUGGAAUCAGGAAAAGCCUUGGAAGUUUUCCUUAUGUAUAUGCCAGGUUAAAUGAAAAAAAUACAGGAAACCAAGGAGCUAAUAACUUAUAAAUUGGUUCUUUAAUCCUAACUGAUUACAAGAAAGGUUCCAAAAGGCAAAUAAACCAAUUUGCAAAUCUAGUCCUCAUUUUUGGAGAGAAGAUACCUGCCUUGAAAAGAUAGGGGCAUUGGCUGGGCAAGGUAGCUCCUGCCUGUAAUCCCAACACCUUGGGAAGCUGAGGUGGGCUGAUCGUGAGGUUGAGAUUGAGACCAUCCUGGCCAACAUGGUGAAACCCUGUCUCUACUAAAAAUGCAAAAAUUAGCUGGGCAUGGUGGUGCACGUCUGUAGCCCCAGCUACUCAGGAGGCUGAGGCAGAAUCGCUUGAACACAGGAGGCAGAGGUUGCAGUAAGCUGAGAUUGUGCCACUGCACUCUAGGCUGGCAAAAGAGGGAGACGUCUCAAAAAAAAAAAAAAAAAAAAAAGAUAGGGGCAUCAUGAAUAAACAAACCUAUCUUGUAAAAUUUAUAAAUACUUUUUAGUUCAGUUUUCAUAACUUUAAUAAAAGAUCAGUUCUAUUCACAGAAAAGCAGAAUGUCAUUACCAAAUUGCCGCUUUAUUAAUCAAGAUGCUACCAUGCAUCAAUUCUUUCAAAAUUGAUCCCUUCAUAAGGCUGCUUAACUAUGCAGCUGGACCUCUCCCACUCUCCAGAGGAAGUUGUUCACUACUAUUGAAUACCUAACUAGUAGCAGGGACUUAACAGUAUUAAUUUUCAGAAGACAAAGGUAGUAUUUUUGGUUUUUGAUAGGGUCUCACUCUGUUGCCCAGGCUGGAGUACAAUAGGGCAAUCUUGGUUCACUGCAAUCUCCACCUCCUGCAUUCAAGCAAUUCUCCUACCUCAGUCUCCCAAGUAGCUGGGAUUACACGUGCGAUCCACAACCAGCUAAUUGUUGAAUUUUUAGUAGACAGGGUUUCCCCAUGUUGGCCAGGCUGGUCUCAAACUCCCGACCUCAGAUGAUCUGCCUGCCUCAGUCUCCCCAAGUGCUGGGAUUACAGGUGUGAGCCAACGCACUCACCAACAAAGGUAGUGUUCAACAACAUAUUUACAUUACAGUUCUAUAAUGUUGACCUUUAUUUUGCAUCUCAAAUACAUUUCAAAUAUUUCUGGCUCUGUAUGGGGUGAAGUCAAAACACAUUCCUAUUUUAUGAAACUAGGAUCCUUUUACAAUUUGAAAGUUUAAAAACAUUUUUUGAGACAGGGGCUGUCACCCAGUAUGGAGUGCAAUAGCACCAUCUCAGCUUCCUACAGCCUCGACCUUGCAGUCUCAAGCAAUUCCUCCAUCUUAGCCUUCCAAGUAGCUCAGGCACAUGCCACCACCUGGGCUAAUUUUUACAUUUUUGUAGAGAUGGGGUUUUACCAUGUUUUCCAGGCUGGUCUCAACGUAUUCCUCCCAUCCCAGUACCUCAGCUUCCCAAGGCGAUGGGAUUACAAGGGUGAGCCACCAUGCAUGGCACAAAAAUGACUUAUUUACUUAUCUAUAUUUAUAUAGUUGUUACCCAAGCUGGAGUGUACUGAUGCAACCACAGCUCACUGCCACCUUAGUCUCCCCAGCUCAAAGGACCCUCCCAACCUCAGUCUCAAAGAGGGCCACUUCCAUACAAAAAAUUAAAUGUUUACAUUUCUCAUUACAGGGGUUGCAUUUACUAAAUCUUUUAUUUCAGUACCUAAAGAGUGUAAGUGUACAUUCAGAAAGAUAAACAAUUACAGGAGGUAAUACAUUAAUAUUAAAUAUGAUGCCAAUGGUGUUUUGAAAGUUAUUGGAUAAUUAGAAGGGAGUGGGGUGAAAAAUUACUUAAUGGGUACAAACUACACCAUUCAGGUAAUGGCUGCACAAAAAUCUGACUCCAAACUACUUCAUAUACCCAUGCAACCAAACUGUACUUAUACCCCACAAGUCUAUACUUGAGGGAACUAAGAUGUUGCUAUAUAGGUUUUAUAUCAUGUAUCACAUGCAAAUUAUAACCUUGGUAAAAGUAAUUUAUAAGCCAGUACUCAACAGAAGAUUUAGCUGUAAGCCUUCAUUCACCCAGAUAUAAAUUCAGCUUUAGAAUUCUUACCAAUUUAGUCCUAGACAGACUGGCCUGGUUCAGUCUUAUUUCUCAUAACACAGCAUAUUGCUUAGUUAUUAUGUGUACUAGUAUUAGGAUGACUUUUCGUUCACAAAGAUGAAAAGCAAACUGAAUAAGGUGAAACGAUUGCUAUUUGGCAUUAAGAAGUUUUAAGAAUCCAACCACCUGGCACAACAGCAGGCUCUGAAGGGGAGGCCAAACAGGAAACCUAGAGGUACAAACAAUGUUUCCCCACCUGUUCGCCUCAAUGAGAAUCACCACCCACAAAUAAGCCAAUUAUUGACAAGAUUAUAUUGUUUCGAGUAUGUUAAAAACAGGCCUGACUAGUGAGUAUGAGAAUGGAGCUCUUUAGAGCGGAUUUAAAAGAAAACAAUUUAUUGUUCAGCAAUUUAAACAAUUAGCCAAACACAUAUUUUCUCCAUAAUUUAUUGUGAUGUUUAUCAACAUCAAAUAAAAUACUCAUUUCAUCA